AUAGAACUGACUGCACAAGCAUUAAUGAUUUCCUGUGGUCUAAUGUGUUACUUCCUGAUUCACCUAUUGUUUGAGUCUCGUCUCUUUUCUCUUGCUGUAAUGGAGUUGUUCAUCUUCACUGCUUUUCUUCUCCUUAUGGAGGUUCAGUCUUACAAAUCUCCUGCUGUAAAAGUAUCUCCAGAAGUCAUAAGUGAGUCCAGAUCAGUGAAGAUGAUCUGUGAGACUCCAGCAGGUGUUACAGUGAAACAGUGUAAUUUCUACAGAAACAGUGAACAGAAGAAUAUAAAACCCAGUCCAUCAUGUGAGCUCGAUCUCACUGGUGCUGAAGUGCUCAUAUGGGCAGCUGUAAAAUCACCUGCAUCAGUCGACAUUAACUGCUUCUACACAAUACAUGAGGACGGGAUUGAUAAACCAUCAUCUCAUUCUCCUGCUGCCACAGUGACGGUUCUAGGUUCACUUCAGAAACCCUUCAUCAGUUAUAAUGGUGAUGAUGUCCAUCCUGUCAUAUCAUGUGAAAUACCACUUUCAGUCAGAGCUGAUUUCACCUGUAGUCUCUACACUGAGGAUGUUCUUCUGUACACAAGAGUCUCUCAGACUCAGAGGAGACAGUCUGGAGAUCAUUAUUGUAUGUUUUAUUUAAGUCAUAGUGAACUCUUGACACGAUCAGUGAACAGUCUGAGCUGUGAUUAUUCACUCAACACUGAACCUGAGAUCAGAUCACCGCGCAGUGACACAAUCACUGUCAGAGGUCUUCCUCAGGCCAAGUUAACAGCAUCUGCUUCAGUUAUUAAGGAAACGGACACAGUUCAGCUGAGCUGUGAGAAUACUGAAGAUCUGAAGAUGGAGAUGUGUUACUUUAACAUCUAUGGAAGAGAAAGUAACUCAAAACUGAGCUCAUCAUGUCAGCUCUCACUCACUGGAUCUGAAAUCAGUAUUUGGUCAGAAGGUCAGAGUUCAUCUGUGAGAAUAACCUGCUUCUACACUGUGAAGAAGUCACAAGUUCUCGUACCAUCUCCUCACUCUGAUCCAGUGACAGUAACAGUCCAAAUUUCAACAACAGAUACACAUGUUAAAACAGCCAAGAAAACUUCUUUACCUUCAAUGUCCACUUCUGAAACGCACAGUACUGUAGACCUCCAUUCUAGGUCAAACUGGCCAACCAGCACAUCAGAGGAAACCACAUUUUCAACAGCAGCUACCACUGCACAUGUGACAGCCAUGACAACCUACUCACUUUCCAAAUCAAACCCGCCAACCAGCACAACAAAGGAAAACACAUUUUCCAUGGCAACCUCUACUCUGCCUAUUAACAGAAGAAUGUCAGAUCUUAGUACUUGGAAGCCAAUUUCAGCAGUAACGUCCACACAAAAAACUUCACAAAGGGACACAAAAAUAUCAACAACGGCUGCUGUUUCCACUACUCAAACCCCAGCAUCCACCGGAAACGACACAUGGUUUAUAGCUCUGGUUUCCUGUGGUGUUGGUGUCAUUUUGACUGCACCCAUCUGUCUGUGCUGCUUUGCAUGUAAAAAAAGAAGACGAAAAAACAAUAAAAUGACAUCAGAUGUGCCCAGUCAAGAAAUUGGUAUGAGUUCUGGACCUGCAGAGACAUAUUCUCUGAUCACUUCUGUACCAGUCACAUCUCAGCCCAUAUCUGUGGGCCUCGAACACCCAGAUUCCCAUCAGGACAACACACCAGAUCCUACAGCAACUUCCUCUUUCAUUAUGUUUGAAAAUUCAAUUUACCAGCCCUCAGGGGUUUUGGUCAAUAAACAACAGAAAGAGGGAAAUACAAAAGAAAAUGAGAAUGUUUACCACCUGUACUGCACGAUCCCUGACAGACCAGUUCACUCAAACGCAGCAGAUCAAAUCUACAGUUUGGUGAAGAUGCACUGAUGAGCCUCUGUUGUUUCAUUAUGUACAGUAUAUCCAUUAUAAAGUUUCUUUACUUGAAGAAAAA
Molecule: messenger RNA, 1960 nt
Organism: Megalobrama amblycephala (Wuchang bream)
Lineage: Eukaryota; Metazoa; Chordata; Actinopteri; Cypriniformes; Xenocyprididae
Product: mucin-5AC-like
Exons: 19
Coding region: 25-1896 (623 amino acids)
Source: RefSeq, a predicted model, not a curated record